AUGUGCCAGUCGGCCGGCCCCCCCACCCCCACUCCCGGCCGGCCUCCGCAGCUAGCUCCGCGCCCCGGUCCGCGGCUUCCUGCCGCUCGGUGUCCCUCGACGGCCCUCGGCGAAUCUCCGCCGUUCCCGCCCCCCGGAGAGUUCAAAAGGACGCGCGGAGCGGCGCCGGGCCCUUUCCGCGGCAGCCCGUCCGACAGGGAAGGUGAGCACGCGGAGGAGGGCACCUGGGGAGGGCGGGAGGCCCAGCCGAACCCGGGGGCCGCGAGCACACGGCAGUCGCCUCGGCCGCGGGAGCGACGCCAGCCCAGAGCGGCCGGAGCCUUCCGUCGCGGCCGCUCGGAAACGCCCGCCCCGGACGGCCGGACUCAUGCGCCGCGGGCUGCCCCGGGAGCCUUGUGCCGAUCUGCUCUCUCUCCACUUGCUGCGAUGACUAGCCUGCUAACCACGCCUUCUCCAGGAGAAGAGCCGAUGACCACCCCAAUCCUGCAGACCACUGAAGCCCUGUCCCCCAAAGCCGAGGCCAGCACAGCACUCAUAGCAGUUGUUAUCACCGUGGUCUUCCUCACCCUGCUCUCGGUCGUGAUCUUGAUCUUCUUUUACCUGUACAAGAACAAAGGCAGCUACGUCACCUACGAACCUGCAGAAGGCGAGCCCAGCGCCAUCCUCCAAAUGGAGAGUGACUCAGCCAAGGGCAGGGAGAAGGAGGAAUAUUUCAUCUAAUGACUCCCGGGCCCCAAGGAGCUUAUCCAGGCUCCGGUGUUAACACACUAUUUAAUUUAUUAGGCGCAAGUUUUAUCUGAAACCAGUGAGCAGCACUGAUCGAUAUAGGCAAACCUGAGCUCUUUCUAGGACACAGGCCCAAAUGAAUGCCAGCGUCACUGACACCAGGGACACAGAGGAAACUGCUCAUGAUGUCAUUAGCCAGGCCUUUCUAAUAUAGCGGGUUUCUGUGGCUGCCCAAGAAGGUGGAGCUGUACCCGACAACAUGAGUAUGUGCCCAAUCAUCUUCAGUGUUUUCAAGGUCGAAGGGAAGGACAGUUAAGAGUCGCUGGCUGCUCCCCUAUCCCUUACCUGGUCAACUAGUUGACAGCCUGAGCAGAGAUAGUGUCCAUACUAGUUCUUGCCAGGUGCUGGAUACCACAGCAAAAGGCCAGACCAGGAGGGACAGACUAUGGAGACCUCACCUCCUGAUGAAUGUGCUCCAUCUCCUGAGCCUUCUUCCUUUCCAUAUUCCCCAACAACCUUACACUGAUGCUACUAUUUUUUUCACAAUUAAAAAUGUUUAUUGAUAAUAGAAAUCCGA
Neofelis nebulosa (Clouded leopard) is the source of this 1303-nucleotide messenger RNA. It is a transcript of the gene SMAGP, whose product is annotated as small cell adhesion glycoprotein. The coding region runs from base 1 to 720 and encodes 239 amino acids. The transcript is spliced from 5 exons. Lineage: Eukaryota; Metazoa; Chordata; Mammalia; Carnivora; Felidae. The record is from RefSeq and is a predicted model, not a curated record.